AUGGACAAUGUACUAACAACGUGGAUCGAGCACAACGCGCCGCCUGUCAACCAGGCCUGGGCGUUCCAAAAGGCGAUCGAAAGUAAACGAACUCCUCCAAACCCGCCCGACCAAAUUGCGCAGCGCAAAGACCGGUUUCGUAUAGCGAUAAGAACUCUUCUUCCAAAACUACAAAAUCCAGAGUUUCGGAAUGCUUUUGAAGAUGCGACAACUUGGGAGGAUGUUCGUGCAGAGGCACAAAAAGCCAUGGAUCAUCGAUUUGAGAAUAGGAAAUCGAUGAACCCAUUCCGCAAGACUAUCCGAGCGAUCGGCAAUGUAGCCUCGCGCCUCGAAUUUUUGACCGUUCUUCUUCCUAGUGGAGAUUAUAUAGGAUUGCUCUGUGGAGGCUUGAAGCUAGCUUAUAACGCUGCAAAUCGUAUGAGUGCAGUUCGGUCGGUAAUAUUGAACUCUCUGGAUGCGUUAUCGUACCCAAUUCAGGAUACUGCGCCAUAUUUCUAUGUCUAUGCGUGGAAUGAUACUUUGAUGGACAGAGCACAUGCGUUGUACGUGACUAUUUUAGAUGCGGUGGAGAAAAUUAUGACAUGGAUUGCAAAGUCACAGGGUGUUCGUGGCGGACUGAUGCAAGGAGCUAAGGCCCUUUUUGAGGGCGAUGAUUAUGGCCAGGAAUUGGAGGACGCGGUAACUACGGCUGUGAGUGAAAAGGCAAGCCAAUUCGAAGCUGCAGUGCGCACGUGUCUGAGUAUCGAAGUCCACGACAUCGGAUUAAAUGUCGUUCAUGUCGGCAAAGAGCUCGACCAAAUGCAUGGUGACAUGACAAAGCUUUUACACUCAAAUGUGUCUGCACAGAGCCUGGAGAAUCUACUCCGCGAACAAUUAACACCAUGUAGGCGAGAAACUUCCUCUAGCAACAAGCAAUGGCCAUAUAGUGUAUCAUCAAAUUCUAAUGAUUCAAAUCUCAUAGUGACGAAAGCCGUGGCCGAACUCAUGGAACGUAUGGAUAGAAGUUGCACCCCGCAAAGAAUCCAGCCAACAAUAUCGCUAGAUCAAAUCCUCGCUGCACUUGAUUUAGUCAACAUUCGAAGUAAUAGCUCUGAUACACGAGAGGAAGUCAUAAGCACAAUAGGUGCGGAAAGAAACUUUGUUUUCUUUUUCGGUCGCACUCUACCCGGUGGCGUGCAGGGGCGUAUUUCCUCUGUGCUUCGAGAUCAUCGAUUUCAACACUGGCUUCAAGGCAUUGAAUCCCGAGUUCUAGUUAUCCCCGGGUCCAACUCCGAUCCACUCCAAGAGGAUACCGUAUCGCCUUUGAGUUACAUGUGUGCCCUGCUCAUGAGAAGUGUCUCAUCCGUCCCAUUCAUCCAUACAAUCACAUUUUUCUGCCGCUUGCACUUGGAACCAAAAGAUGGCGCCACUGGAGCAAGUGGAAUUAUGAGAUCACUUAUUGCACAGACAGCACUUUCGCUUGCAGAGUCAGACUCGCUUGACCUCACGUAUCUGGGUGAUGACUUCCUAGAACUAAUUACGAUGGACGACUUAGUCGCUCUGUGCCGCCUGUUUGAGGAUAUUCUGAAGCCUCUCGAUUCUGGAGUCAUAAUUUGUAUGAUUGAUGGUAUGGACUUCUUUGACAAUUCCUUCAACUUACCAGGAAUGGACUUGAUCAUGCCGUUCCUCAACAGUUUGGUCGGGAAUAUCGAAGCCAGUAAUAGUGGCUUGGUCUUCAAGCUCUUGGUUACCUCUCAUAUGGGAGGUGGAUACUACCCCGAGUGGUUCCCGAUUCGUAGUGAACUAUCUAUGAUAGAUCAUGAUGUUCUUGAUGAUGGUGUUGAUGUGAACGAAUUAGCAGAAUCUUUGAUACUUUGA
Messenger RNA from Penicillium angulare, 1857 nucleotides. RefSeq lists its product as uncharacterized. Bases 1 to 1857 code for a protein of 618 amino acids. NCBI's taxonomy places the organism in Eukaryota, Fungi, Ascomycota, Eurotiomycetes, Eurotiales, Aspergillaceae. The transcript is spliced from 4 exons. The record is from RefSeq and is a predicted model, not a curated record.